Vidua macroura (Pin-tailed whydah) is the source of this 3996-nucleotide messenger RNA. It is a transcript of the gene NXT2, whose product is annotated as nuclear transport factor 2 like export factor 2. Gene Ontology annotation, cellular component: nuclear pore central transport channel. Bases 123 to 548 code for a protein of 141 amino acids. Gene Ontology annotation, biological process: protein import into nucleus. The record is from RefSeq and is a predicted model, not a curated record. Lineage: Eukaryota; Metazoa; Chordata; Aves; Passeriformes; Viduidae. The transcript has 4 exons.
CCGGGCCUGCUUGGCAGGCGGAACGCUCCCCAGGGCACCGCGGCGGAACGCUUUGGGCGAGGGACGCGCGGCCGGAAGCGGCGGACCAGAGCACUUCCGGCGCCCUCCCGCCUCGCCGCCCCAUGGCCGCGUCCGUGGAUUUCAAAACCUAUGUGGAUCAAGCUUGUAGAGCUGCAGAUGAGUUUGUCAACAUUUACUAUGAGACAAUGGACAAGAGAAGAAGGGCUUUAACCAGACUGUAUUUGGACAAAGCAACAUUAGUUUGGAAUGGAAAUGCAGUGUCUGGGCAAGAAGAGCUAAAUAAGUUUUUUGAAAUGUUGCCAUCAAGUGAAUUCCAGGUUAAUGUGUUGGACUGCCAGCCUGUUCACGAGCAAGCUACUCAAGGCCAGACAACAGUCCUCGUGGUGACAAGUGGGACUGUCAAAUUUGAUGGGGAUAAGCAGCGCUACUUCAAUCAGAACUUCCUGCUGACGGCACAGGCCACCCCCACCAACACCGUGUGGAAGAUCGCCGGGGACUGCUUCCGCUUCCAGGACUGGGCCAGUUAGCAGGGCUGGCACGGGGAGUGACCUCUCAUUUGGCACCAAGUCCACUGUGCAGGCAACUGUUCCCAUGCAGGGAAUGCACGCGCUCUUUGUGUUGCAUCUGAUGUUAUGGACGGUCUACAGAUGUUUCGGGGUUGAUUCCAGUGACCGCAGCUGUAGUAAUAAAAUGUGAGAGGUUGCUCGUGUUAGUUGAAUUUAGUAAAGUGCUGAAGGCAGUGAGCUGUAUUCGAAUCAUUCCUAAAAUGCCUUACAUGCAGCUAUGCUGCCACUGCUGAGUGCUCAAACUGUUCUGUUUGAACACAGAAUCCUAUUCGUAUACAAUUAUGACCAAACGUAAUUUUUUUUCAACUUGAAAAGAUCUGUUUUUACAGUAUCAUCUUCUCUCUUUUGAAGAAGAUGCUUGUGGCAUGAAGAUGUAAUUUUGAAAGCUCCCUACUCCCGGUUGUGAGAGGCUGGGAAGGAUUGCUAUGGUUUCUACUGUUAGUGAAAGGAGCAGAUACAGCUCCUAAGUUUGUAAUCUCUCAAUCCAUUGGAAAGGUAAUGUUUACCUUCUCUGAUGCCAAAGGACCAUAUAUCUUUGGGUUUCCUUUCGGUCUGAGCUUCCCAGACUUUGGUUGUUAAUUCCAUGGAUUCAUAUGUAGGGCAUGCUGAAUGAUUCGGAGCUCCUGUGCCAAUAACUCUUCACAUGCAUGUGAAGGACUUCAAAGUAAUUAUUUUUCUUUUGAAGUCUUACCAUGGCCUAGAAAUAGGUCACAUACAUGAUUUCUGUUGGCUUUAGUUCUGCAUUCUGUUGCUAUGAGGUUUGGAUUAUUUUUCUCAUAUUAAGUCUGCAAAUUUCAAAUCCUUUUUGUCUUUUCAAGAAACAUUGUAGUUAAAAAGUGGCACUGAAAGUGUGCAUUACUGUGAAGCCUUCAAUUUUUCUUAAUCAGUACUGUUAUUCAGAACAGGUGCUUGCAUUAUUUUCAAUUGAGAACAGCAGCUCUGCACCACUAACACUAUCUUCCUCUCAUGCAGAUUUUUAAUGUAUUUUUUCAUGUUCUUUUUAAAAAUUGCCUUUAAUUAUUGAUUCUCUGGGGGUUUUGUGUGUUUUGCUUUAAAUUUGUAGUUUAAAGCUUCCAGCUGCUUUGAAACAUUUUUCAAGACUGUAAGUUAAGAGAGUCCACCUUUACUUUGGAAUUUAAGAGCAAAUCUGAGUAUCAGCAGCUUUGUUUCAAACUGGUGCAUUUCUGUUUUAAGCUGAGUAAAACAAAAAAAAAAACAAACCCAAAAUGUAGCUGUAUAGCUGUAGCUGUAUCCCUGAGCAUACACUUGCUUGUAACUGAAAAUACAGGAGGGGAGCUUGUAACUCACAUCAUAACCUAUGUUUCAAUGACAACAGCAGUCUGAAAGCAGCUACAACUGCAGCUCACUUGUUCAGUGACUUAAAUGGAGAAAACUGUGAAAAUGAGCAAUAUCUCACUUGGGUAAAACAUACUAAAGCAUCUGUAGUUGGCGAUGUAAUCCCACAAACAAUGGGAUGUUUAGCUGAAAUGAGUGGCUUUAUUUCCUUUUCAAGCCCUCUAGUCUUUACAGCAGUAAGUUAGAAUUAGUAACCUGUCUCUGUUCAGAGGCUCUUUAUGAUCAGAACUAUUGGGUACCUAUUUUUCAGGCUGAAGAAUUUGAAUUACUGCAGAAUAGUGCAAGAACAGAAUUUUUGAAAACUGUAAAUAUUGUAAAUACAUUGUUAUUUCUGUAUGUAGUGAAGAAAGGAUCAUUCUAUUUAAUUACUGUUUGUUCUUAAGAGAAUAUGUGAUGUUCAUAUAUUUGUAUUUCCUCUAGAAGAUUGAAAAGAAAACAUAACCUAAGCAUGCCUGUAACUGGUACAGCAUUGUUGAGCUGUGACACUGGCGUGGUGUAUUCUGCUGGCUGUUUAACUUGCUGUUGAUUGUGUAAGUGGUGUUACAGAUCUGCUUUGCAUACACAAAACAGGUUUUGCCUUUUAAAAUGCAGCAAUCGGUGCAGCUGUGGCAUUGGCUUGUUGGACUUUGAAGGCGGUCACCAGAACACACACUUAUCAGUACCUGAUAAGCUUGUGCUGUGAAUAAAUACUUAUUGGAUAUUUUUAUCCAAGUUUGAAUUUGUAUAAUAAUUUUUAAGCUUUUUCUAGGCAGACUGGGAGGUUCAAAAUAUAUAAGGCAAUGUUUCAAUCAAUCAGAUGUAAUUCUCAAUUAUUUUCACGCUAUUUAAAUGCAAGCUGCUUUUAAAUCUGACUUUUGCAAUUAAUAUUAAAAAAAAACUGACCAAACAAAAAACCCCACCACUACCUGGAACAUGACUGAGGAAGAUAACUAACUGGCCUAGCUGGACUGGACAAACCCAGUUAAAAUUCAAUUCCUACUUAGUAAGAUCUGUAGAUGGAGUAGGAUACCCAGGGGUUUUGUAGGGAAAUUCAUUGGAAUGCAAUUGCUUCAGGCUAGGGAGAGGUGCCAGUUACUCCUGCCUAUUUCCAUCAUCUUCAAUGAGGAUCACUUGGGUGAUUCAGUACUACCAUAAUUAGUUCUUGCUCUUUAUAACUGAAAUUGCUGGUUUGCAAAAUAUUUUUAUUUAUUAUACAAAGUGAGAAUGUAGCUAUUAGAGUCAAGUGGUGGUUUUACAAUGGAGUAACUAAUGGCACAAACAAAAAAAAAAUCUCUUUGUUACUAGCUCUGUGCUGCUUGCUAAUAUUCUAUGCUGAAAUUAGCAGAAAAACAAAAAUGUUUUCAUUUCAUUCUGUACAAACCCAUCCAGCUGGUUUAGUGUGACCAUUGCUGACUCUACUGCAACACCCAAAAUUUACAGUGGUUAUCUAUAAAAUGAAUAUGUUUGUGCUCCAAACACUGAACUGGAGUUAAUGCUUCCAUUUUUUUGUUUGAGACCAAAUUACUCCUGUACAACCAGUCAGUGAAACAAAGCCAGCUGAAGAGCUAAGCACUUCCACGUAUGAAAUUGUAGCAGCUGAAAACUUGAGAGAUCUUCUCUUUUGUGUAUUUCCCUGUAUUGUCUAUAGCAGUCACUGCUUUUCUGUUGCUCUGUUCGUUGACAUACUAUAGUUCAAUUGAUUUAAAAUGCCUAUGUUGGAGAAAAGGGAUUUGUACUGAUGGUGUGAAUGGUUUGUUCUGACAUGCCUGUGCUUCCUUAACCUGUCUGGAGAAAAGCACAUUAUAAAGAAAUGCUGUUUUACCAGUAAAAUAACUUUCCACACUUGAAUAUAUUUUGUAAGUUUUUGAAAUUGUUUAAGACCUCUUGUAAGAUUAAUUUUAAAAACUCAAGCAACCAACCAAAAAAAAAAAAAAAAAAAAAAAAAAAAAAAAAAAAAAAGCAAGAAAAAAAACCCAAAAAACCACAAACCUACCGGUUACUCUACCUUUUUUUUAUUAUUAUUAUUAGAAAUUUUCAUAGCUUGUUCUUAUGAUAUUAAAAGUACAAGAAAUAA